Messenger RNA from Vespa velutina, 1853 nucleotides. RefSeq lists its product as uncharacterized. The coding region runs from base 840 to 1334 and encodes 164 amino acids. The record is from RefSeq and is a predicted model, not a curated record. The transcript is spliced from 5 exons. Gene Ontology annotation, biological process: mitochondrial electron transport, NADH to ubiquinone. Lineage: Eukaryota; Metazoa; Arthropoda; Insecta; Hymenoptera; Vespidae.
AUCAAAAUUAACAAGUCUAGUGAUAAUACAUGAAAUUCUUCAAACUAUGCGAUACUUCGAGAUAUUAUAAUUGUGACAAUUAUGCCAUUAUAUUUGAGAUAUUUUUCUGAUAAAUUAUGAUAGUAAUUAAUUGUGUAUAUAACAUAUGCAUUGUCAUUUAAAAGUACAUACAUACAUACACAAAAUUCAUUCAUAUUGGAACUUUAAAAACAAUAUGCGACCCAUAUCAUAAAUAUCAACAAAAGUUUUGUCAUAUUAAAUUAUCAUAUAGUAUCUCGACAUAUAAUCAUUGUACAAAUAGUUAAUAUAUAUCAUCCACAUCUUUUUUCAAAGUUCUUUGUACUUAUGAAUGUCCAAACUAUUCGUAUGCAUAUCAUGUUUUGAUCAAACGUUGGUUUUUCUUUUAUAAUAGGUGUACGAAAAAAAAAAGAAACGAAAAUAAAAGUGUUUAGUGUUACUACAAGUAUUUCCUUUAAGAUUGUUCACUACCUCUUGUUCGAAGCAUAUGUGACUUAAGCGACAACUAUGGAUAAAAUAUGAACUACGAAUACAAGCGGGGAACGCUGUCCCCACCAUGCGCCUAUCAUAUCAGCUUGUUUGGUUAUUCCCCUCUCAUACGUACAUAACAAUUGGUUUCGUAUGGAUAGAAUAAGUAAUGUUAUUAUUACUGUGAGCUCGCACUUUUUAGUCUCUCUCUCAUAUGUAUAUCUUUCUUCGAUGGUAGUGUGAGUCUCGUUGUGAUCCGUGCUAGAUACGACCUCGAACACUGACUUCUAACUUGUGACGUAAUAUCGGUAUAACCUAUAUCUUCAUUUGGUGUCAUUAAAAAGAUAAACAUCAUGAGUGGGCCACCACAGAAUACGGAGGACAUGGCCAUAAUAUUGGGGCGUCGUUUAACUAAAGAAAGAGAACGUUUGAUAGGUAUGACAGAUGAAGAACGUGCAUGGCGUGCACAGUUUUUAAAGGAUCAAAUAUUAGAUCCCUCUGAACCCAUAAUACCACCAGAUUAUUAUAAAAAAAGAUAUAAUCCAAUUAGAAGAUUUUACAGAGCUCCUAUGGAUAAAUUUGAAAAUAUGUUGGUUCCUCUAGUGGGUCCUACUUUGGCUGAUGGAUUACGUCACAUUGCAGCAAAGAGUAUUAUGGGAAUAAUUUUUAUAUACUCCGCUUGUUACUACUUUAAAUAUAAUAGACACGAAUGGACAAAAUCAGGAGGCUGGAGAACUUCAUUUUCACGUAUUAAACAAUUUCCAAGUGAUCCAGGUUUCCCCAACACUGAGAUACGAUGCAAAGGCAAUGAAUUUGCAAAAUAUGGAUUUGAUAAAUCACCCAUAUAAAAUAUAAAUACUAUUAGUGUAUAUAUAGUUGUUUGAUAUAAUAAAUAAAUGGAGUGGUAGAAAGGAAAAUUGUGCCAUUUAUUAUAUCAAUACUAUUUCUUUCUGCUACAAUUAUAGUGAAGUAUGUAUUACUUUAUUAGUAUAUAUGUUACUAUAUUUUAACUUUAUAAUAUUUUAUUAAUACCAUAUAUGUUAUAUUAUUCAAUUUUCCCAUAAUGUUUUAGAAUAUGUAUAUGUGUGUGUGUGUGCGCGUGCGCGCGCGCGCGCGUGUGUGUGUGUAUGUAUGUAUGUAUGUAUUCAUGUAUAUAAUUAAUAUUAUAUAAAUCCCUUUACAGAUAAAUAUAUGUAUCUGCAAUAUAAACAAGUUAUUGAUGUGAAGGCAUAAUAUUCACAGUCUUUACUUAAAUUUACUUUGUACAUGUAACAAAUAUUGGCAGUUCAUAUAAAUAAUAAAUUACUAAUCUGUAACACACAAUUGUUACAGGUAGAUAAGUAUAUUAAACAUUACAUACGAUAGUU